ACGAUGUGGCAACGCCGGUUGGCACAUCCCACACACAACAAAUUGUUUAUUCCAGAAAUCGUGCUGUAUUUAACGAAAAACAAACUGCAACACGCCACACAGCAGUUCCACAAAGUGCGAAGACGGCUAUUCGAGGAAUUCUCCAAACCGCCGCCAGCCAACUGCUCUACCCGGCGAUUUCCAGAACAGCCCACAGCCGCUGCCAGAGCCACACCAUUCCACUUUGGAGCCUUUCGGUUGGGUUCGGUUGAACAAUUAGCGAUUUGCCCGGUGCGUCCAGAAAGGCUUGUAAAAUUGGCAAGAUAAGUAAGCAGAGCACAAAGAUGCCGCCAGCGUCAGCGGUGAACAAUAGCAAUGCGGCCGCCCAGGCGGCGAAGGCCGAGCGGGCGGAGAAGCUGCGCGGAGCUCUGAAGGGCUUCAUCGUGGCAGAUCGCCAAAGGCGCCAGGAGGAGUACGAGGCGCAGUGCGAGGAACAGCGGCUACGGAGGGAGCGUGAGGAGGUCGAACGCCAGACUAACCAGUCGCUGGAGGACACGCGCGGCGAGAUCACGCGCCUGGACGAGCAGCUAGCCGAUUUGCACAGUCAGAAGCACCAGCUCACCGUGCAGCUGAAGAAGGUGCUCAACGAGGACGAGACGCGGAAAAAGCAGGCCAAGGAGAACGAACUGUUUGCCAUGCAGCAGGCAGCCGCCAGCGUGGCCAGCGGUCCGGUCUUCCUGCCACCCCUGCGCCUCCAGCACCAUCAGUUGCUGCAAAAGCCACCUCCCGGCACCCAACCAGCCAAGCGGGGAAGGAGCCCCUCGCCACCCAAUCAGCACCAGGCGUAUUACAAGAGCGCUGCUAGCUACGCCCAGCAGAAACACGAUGACUACCGUCGUGCCGCGGACUAUGCUAGAUUAUCAUGGAACAAGACCACUGCUCAGUAUCCGGGCACGGGAACGAUCUUCUACCAGACGGCCGCCGCUCCGCCGACGACGCAACACCAGGCGGAGGCCCGCCUACAGUCCAUCUACAACUACAAUCUGCCUUUGCGCCAAGCGUACUUGGAGCUGCCCAGCGCCACCGUCAGCAAGCCCCCGGACUCGCAGUCAGCCAAGGCUCCGCCACCGCAGCCGAUGCAGGUGCUCCACAUUAACCUCGAUCAGCCGGCCAUCUCGCAGGCGGAUCUUGUGGUUCAGGCCGGCGGCAGUCUCACGGCGAAGGCUAAUCAGCCGCAGGUGACCAUGGAGAAGCUGCCGGGCUACCACAUCGAGGUGAAGCAUCCUGAAGGCCCGCCCCCAAGCCAUCUGCCGCCCCCGCCGCCACAUCUGCUGUCGGAGGGUGUCAUCUUCAAGCCUCUUCUCAGCGAGCUGUCGCUGCAUCCCAACGUUCUACAGAUAAGCAGCAGCCAGUUCCCUCAACAGAACGCCAAGGCGGCGGGCAGCAUCACGCAAGGCUAUGCCCCGGGACGAGGUGGAUCUGCCCACGAACAGCAGUUGGCCCGGCAACAGCUGGCGAUGCUGCCGGGAGCCCCGCCAGGAUCUGUGUCGGGCUCCGCUCAACCGCCGCCUGGUCAGCAGCUGCACUAUCCGCGACGCUUGUUUUAGCCCCGCUGAGGAUUUAGUACGGAACUCACUCACUGAUAUACUUACGAUUUUAAAUGGAAAUUAUACUGACUAUGCUGCCCACUUGGAGGCGGUCACACGAAAUAAAGCACACAACUAUGGCGUCCCUAUUUUCCAA
Molecule: messenger RNA, 1722 nt
Organism: Drosophila kikkawai
Lineage: Eukaryota; Metazoa; Arthropoda; Insecta; Diptera; Drosophilidae
Product: G protein pathway suppressor 2
Biological process (GO): regulation of transcription by RNA polymerase II
Cellular component (GO): transcription regulator complex
Molecular function (GO): transcription coregulator activity
Source: RefSeq, a predicted model, not a curated record